CGCGUUGCUUUGUUGUCCUUCAGCAGCGGAACUGAGCAACACCGGCUGAAGCUAACGGCUAAAUCCAGACAAAACAAGAUGGAGGUGGACCAGCUCCUGUCUCUGUCCGGCUCGGCUCUGGCUCAGGCCGUCAGCUCUCUGCUCGAGACGCCCGGACUGUACGUCUUCUCUGACAUCCUGGAGCUGCCCAACGUCAGAGAGCUGGAGAACGGGCCCCACGCUCCGGUGUACCAGCUCCUGCACCUCUUCGCCUAUGGAACCUACUGCGACUAUAAAGAGAAAGCGGCUUCACUCCCGGAGCUGACCCCAGCACAGAGGAACAAGCUCAGGCACCUGUCCAUCAUCAGCCUGGCCUCCAACCUCAAGUGCCUGCCCUACUCCCUCCUCCUGCAGCAGUUGGAGCUGAAGAACGUGCGCGAGCUGGAGGACCUGCUGAUCGAGGCCGUGUACUGCGACAUCAUCCAGGGAAAACUGGACCAGAGGAACCAGCAGGUGGAGGUGGACUGCAGCGUGGGCCGAGACCUGGGCCCCAACGAGCUGCCCAACAUCAUCAGCACACUGCACGAGUGGUGUACGGGAUGCGAGGCCGUGCUGUGUGGCAUCGAGGAGCAGGUCUCACGGGCGAACCAGUACAGAGAGAGCCAGCUCAAGGUCAAAGUUCAAGUUGAAACCGAGGUCUCAAACUUACAGAAGACGCUAAAGGCCAGCGCCGCCUCCCCGUCGUCAGGCCCCGCCCCCGCCGGAGCAGCGUCCAAUCAGGAUGCAGACCAGCCCGCCGAGCCCCGAGACCCCGCCUCGUCCCAGGAACCACGGCUGCCGGGCAAAAAGAGCUCCAAAGUGAAAGGUAAACACUAAAGCAGCUGCCUCCGUUACGAGGGAGCGGGAAAAUUUGGUCAAAAUCAAACUGAAGCUCGGCUCUGACGGACAGUGGCAUUUAUGGACACAGACACUUGGACUUUUAACACCGAGCACCAAGAGGCCACUGCCCCCACCGCGCACACUUUUGGGACUUUUCUUUCACAUGAUUUAGAAUAAAACACGAUGCAAAGCUUUUCUCCAGCAGGGGGCGUCAGCGGUGAACUUUAUUUUAUCUGCACAUUGUGUCUACGCUGCGAAAAAAUGAGCUGAAGUAACUUGGAUUUCUCAGAUGUUUAGUUUGUUCGAUUUGGACUAGUUUAAAGGAGCAUUGUGUAACUUUUUGGGAGGAGUUCUUCACCUGCUUGUGUUGUAAUUUUGCCUGGAAUUUUCCGCAGUACGGCAUUAAACUUGCCCGUCUUGCAUAGGUUCAAUUAUUGUCAUUUUAUUGCUCAAAAAUACCUUGAAAAACGUGCAUUCUUGACAUGAUCGGAGCGUUUUUUUUCCACAGAUGUGACUCGUAACUUGGCCUGGUGGCUUUUCUCGAUUGUCUCCAUGGUAAUAGAUGUUUAAAGCCAUGCUGCGGAACAUUCCAGAAGUGUCCGUUUUAAGUUACAAGGGUUAUUUUUCAACAGAUUUUAAGAUUUUACGUGUUAAUUUGAUGGUUUUUUGCAUUUUCAAACCAAACUUUCCGCUAUUUGCAUUAGAUUUUUGACUUUUUUUGUUGUGUUCUAGCCACGGCAGAUGGUUUCGCCAGAAAUAAAAUACUAAAUAUAUCGAAAUAUAUCAGAACUACCAUGAAAAUCUCAACGUAAACCCACUUCAGAAGUCAAAACUACCCAAAAAAAGAGAUUACUGUUGUGACUUUAACGUCUUUAAACCGACGUAAGCAUCAGUCGAGAGCGCAACCAGCUCAUGUGACGUCUCUUUCCUUCUUUCCGACGCCUUUUCUGGGUUUAACUCUGGAGCCCUCCGUGUUUGUCCUUUUUGUAUUUCCUUCUGUUGACACGUGUUUGAAAGCGUAACAUAAAUCCAGUUCCCACAGCCUCAUUAAUGUCACUGUCAUUUCUUUUAUUAACUGCACUUCAGAGCGUUGCCUCCGGGGGGUGCAACGCUAAAUGUUAACUCACAGAAGGGGGCGAUCCGAGAGCAGGUCGAGCCAUUAAUUAGACCGAGUCCCCAAAGACACUAAUAUAUGUGGA
Messenger RNA from Periophthalmus magnuspinnatus, 2057 nucleotides. It is a transcript of the gene cops7a, whose product is annotated as COP9 constitutive photomorphogenic homolog subunit 7A. The transcript has 9 exons. Bases 79 to 855 code for a protein of 258 amino acids. Gene Ontology annotation, biological process: COP9 signalosome assembly. Lineage: Eukaryota; Metazoa; Chordata; Actinopteri; Gobiiformes; Gobiidae. Gene Ontology annotation, cellular component: COP9 signalosome. The record is from RefSeq and is a predicted model, not a curated record.